CCUCUUUGUCCCUCUUCAUUCUCUCUCGCACAAACCUUCUGAGCAUUAUACACACCGUAACAUUUCACAAAUUCCAAGUCCACCCCCUACCAAUCGCCAAAAUUCCGGCUGUAUCCCCCGCCACUCCCGGCCAUGGCUCCGUCCUCCUCUGCCGCUUCCACCCACAAACCAUCCCCCUGCCACGGCAUCGUUUUCCGCGCUGCGCCGCCACAGCUGGCAGCGCAGCCCGCGAAGAAGUUCAUGUCGAUGGCAGAGGUGAUGGCGAACGCGAAAUUCGCGGUGGUGGAGCGCGAUGACUACGGCGAGGUCAUCUGCGAGCAAUGCGGCUCCGGUGACCGCGCCGAGGAGCUGCUUCUCUGCGACAAGUGCGAUAAAGGUUUCCAUAUGUUCUGCCUUAGGCCCGUCAUGGUCCGUGUUCCGAUCGGAUCGUGGUUCUGCCCAAAAUGUUCUGGCCAGAGACGUGUAAGAAGUUUUCCUCAGACUAAGAUUACAGAUUUUUUCCGCAUUCAGAAAUGUGCCAAUGUUGUUGAGAAAUGUACAUCUCCACAAGGUAAGUUGCCGGAAUUCAUCACCGUCGUCAUCUUCGAUGUCAUCGUAGACAUCGUGCUCGACAUGAGAAAGCGUCGAAAACGUUCUGGGUCAUUAGUCUUAUACAAGAAAAGAAGGAGACUGUUGCCAUUUACUCCAACAGAAGAUCCUGCACGAAGGUUGAAACAAAUGGGUUCCCUAGCUACUGCCUUAACAGCAUUGAAGAUGGAAUUCAGUGAUGGCCUCACUUACAUGUUAGUCAUGGCUCCUAAAUCAGCCAAUCAGGCAAAAUUUGAAAAUGGUGGCAUGCAGGUGCUUUCCAGAGAAGAUGCAGAAACCGUGGAAUACUGCAAAGCCAUGUGUAAAAGAGGCGAUUGUCCUCCCCUUGCAGUAGUCUUUGAUUCAUGUGAAGGUUAUACAGUCGAGGCUGAUGGUCAUAUAAAAGAUAUGACAUUUAUCACAGAAUACACUGGUGAUGUGGAUUACAUCAAGAACCGUGAACAUGAUGACUGUGAUAGCAUGAUGACCCUUCUUUUAGCUACAGAUCCAUCCAAAAGUCUUGUGAUCUGUCCCGAUAAGCGAGGAAAUAUUGCUCGCUUUAUUAAUGGAAUUAAUAAUCAUACUCCGGAGGGAAGGAAGAAGCAGAAUCUUAAGUGCGUAAGAUACAAUGUCGAUGGUGAAUGCCGUGUCUUUUUGGUUGCUACUCGUGACAUUGCUGAAGGGGAACGAUUAUAUUAUGACUAUAAUGGAUAUGAGCAUGAAUACCCAACACAUCAUUUCGUCUGAGAUUUCAUAUAUAGAUGAAAUCAAUUUCUAACAAUAUGCAGGAUCAUCGAUCGUGUAGUUUUGGAUCCCAUUGAAUCCUCCCCAUUUUUCAUUCUCUUCCACAGUUCACCCAUUGUUGUGUAGGGCCAACACAUCUUUUUCCAAUUGGUUCCAUUGGGCUCUUCGGCUUAAUUUAUCAUGUAGUGCUGGCCGAUUCUGUGGCCCCGAGAGAAUUAGAUCAGGCGAUGGCAAUUUUUGUUGUCUAAUAAUUUAGCAUAGGAAAAACUCAAAUGUCUCAGAAAUAGGAUCUGUUAUACAUUGUCUUUGUUAACACAUCUGUAACACAAUUUUUAAUAAAGACUCUAGCCUAAUUUCAUGAUUA
This is a messenger RNA of Malania oleifera, 1675 nucleotides long. Its product is annotated as probable Histone-lysine N-methyltransferase ATXR5. The record is from RefSeq and is a predicted model, not a curated record. Lineage: Eukaryota; Viridiplantae; Streptophyta; Magnoliopsida; Santalales; Ximeniaceae. Gene Ontology annotation, molecular function: protein binding. Bases 133 to 1314 code for a protein of 393 amino acids. The transcript is spliced from 6 exons.